Doryrhamphus excisus (bluestripe pipefish) is the source of this 1773-nucleotide messenger RNA. It is a transcript of the gene adprs, whose product is annotated as ADP-ribosylserine hydrolase. The record is from RefSeq and is a predicted model, not a curated record. Gene Ontology annotation, cellular component: nucleus; mitochondrion. Lineage: Eukaryota; Metazoa; Chordata; Actinopteri; Syngnathiformes; Syngnathidae.
ACGUUCCAUACGCUUGCCAAAAACGACAGUCUCUUCCACGUAAGAGUCUUGGUAAACAUAUUUUGACGUGUACUGACGGAAGUACUCCAUUUGAGACACAGCGUGUCUGUGUUGUGUUUCCGUUGUUCGGCAAAUGACAAGUGCUAGAGCGACAGGCGAACCGACAUUUGUUGUUUAUUGUUUGGAUACAAUUACGUUCCUUAUUUUACCAUCGCGCUUAUUGGAAACCGCCGGAUGAAUGGCCACGACCGCAGUAAGAGCAGUGGCUGCAGCGGGUGGCCAGGCGUCUUUGUCUCGGUUCAGGGGUGCUCUGGUCGCGGCUGUGCUGGGCGACUGUGUCGGCGGAGAGUUUGAGGGAGCGGAGGACGUUCCGAUGGAGAAUGUAUUGCGGCACAUAAACAGUCUCGACGACGAGGCGAAAGAGAAUGGUACCCUUGAGUACAGUGAUGACACAGCCAUGGCCCGUUGUGUGGUCCAGUCUCUGCUGACCCGGUCUGGCUUUGAUGAACAGGACAUGGCUCGCAGGUUUGCAAAGGAGUACAGCUUGUCCCCAGGUCGUGGUUAUGGCUCUGGAGUAAUCCAGGUGUUGAAGAAACUGGCAUCCCCUCAGCUCACUGACGUGUACCAGCCAGCCAGGGACCAGUUUAAUGGUCGGGGCUCUUUUGGGAAUGGGGGAGCAAUGAGGGCGGCCCCCUUCGCGCUGGCCUUCCCUGAUCCAGCUGAUGUUAAAAAGUUUGCUCGUCUGGGUGCCAUGCUCACCCAUUCCUGUUCUCUGGGCUACAACGGGGCAGUCCUACAAGCAUUCGCGGUCCACCUAGCCCUGCAGGGUGCCUUGGACCUGCCUCAGAAGUUCAUCAACACACUAAUCGCAGAGAUGGAGGAAUUUGAAUGUGAUGAGGCAGCACGGAAUGAUGCCAGAAUCCUGAAAGAAGCAGAGAAGCCAUUCUGUGACCGCCUUCAUCGAGUCAGAGAUUUGAUGGACAGGAACAAGGUCACCAUAGAGGAGGUCAUCUCUGAGCUGGGUAAUGGCAUUGCAGCACUCCAGUCAGUUCCAACUGCCAUCUUCUGCGUUCUUCAUUGCUUGCAGCCAAGGGAAUACCUUCCAGAGAAUUAUGGUGGUGUGGAGCGAACAAUAGCAUACAGCCUUGCCCUGGGAGGGGACACAGACACUAUAGCCUGCAUGGCCGGGGCUAUAGCCGGCGCACACUACGGCAUCGAGGUCAUUCCUCAAACCUGGAUCCGCUGCUGUGAGGGGGCAGACGAUGCUGAUGUGGAUGCAGAGCGACUUCACAAGUUGUACCGCCAGUUGUCAAAGGAAAACAGGACGAGAUCAGGGAAUCGGAGCAAAGAAGAUACUUCGGAAAACCGAUCCAAGUCUUCGCAUGGCGCAGACAAGACAACCCAAACCAAAAACAUAUAAGUUACACAAAUACUGUACAUUCACAGACAGGACUGUUUCCGACUGUCACCUCAGAAACAGGGAUGAAAGGCAAAUUAUUCUAACACAGCAAAUUUCUUCCUUAAUAAUUCGAUAUAUUGCAUUGAAGAAGGCAAUAGAGUAUCUAAUUUGACAAGCAAAAUGCAUUUCCUUCGUAUUAUAAAAUGCCACAAUCAACAACAAUGACAGUAAUGCAGAAAUAUGGUGUGUGCAUCAACGUAACACAUAUAUCUGUUCCUUUCCUAACCUUGUCUUUUUGUACUGAACCAUCCCAAGUUGUUUCUUUGAUCAUUUUGGUGAAGAACCAUUAUUUAAUAAAAAGGCCAAUAAGUUCA